Messenger RNA from Exaiptasia diaphana, 421 nucleotides. RefSeq names its product 60S ribosomal protein L37a-like. Bases 87 to 386 code for a protein of 99 amino acids. Gene Ontology annotation, cellular component: ribosome. Gene Ontology annotation, molecular function: structural constituent of ribosome. Lineage: Eukaryota; Metazoa; Cnidaria; Anthozoa; Actiniaria; Aiptasiidae. The record is from RefSeq and is a predicted model, not a curated record. Gene Ontology annotation, biological process: translation. The transcript has 4 exons.
UUGAUCGCAGGCUUACAAAUUUGAAAUAAGUUCCCGGAUUCUUCCUCUCUGUCUCUCUCUGUGGCCAUUUUGGUACGAGUUUGAUCAUGGCCAAAAGAACGAAGAAGGUUGGAGUUGUAGGCAAAUACGGCACACGAUAUGGUGCUUCUCUGAGGAAGAUGAUAAAAAAGAUUGAAAUCACUCAGCACUCUAAAUACACAUGCUUUUUCUGCGGAAAAGAGACUCUAAAGAGAAAGUGUGUAGGCAUCUGGCACUGCAAAGGAUGUGGAAAAACAGUUGCUGGAGGAGCCUGGGUUGUAAGCACAACUGCUGCUGCCACUGUYAGAAGUGCUGUCCGUCGUCUUAGGGAUAUGCAAGAAACUUARAUAUUCACAWUGCAAUGUUGAACAUAUUGUAUAAUAAAUUUGGCCUUCAACCUUCA